UGCGACAGCUCUGGCUCGCUCCGCCACGCCUCUCUGCUGAAGCCGACCAGCACAGGCUACACGCACAGCACCAGCCACAACGCUACAGCGCUAGCCCCACCCUCGCACCGGCCUCGACAGCUCCUCGCCGCCUCAUCUCCUCCUCGAAACGCGAUGAGCGCACCCGCCGGCACCGUCUCGCUCGACCAGCUCUCCUUGGAGCAGUUGUCCCAGGUCAGGACACAGCUUGAGCAGGAGCUCAAGCACCUCACGCAGGCGUUCGGCGACCUCAAGCAGGCCCAGAGCAAGUUUGCUGGCUGCAUAGACUCGCUCGAGUCCAUCAAGCCCGCCAACAAGGAGAAGAAGAUCCUCAUCCCGCUCACGAGCUCGCUGUACGUCCCCGGGCGGAUAAAGGACACGGACAACGUCCUCGUCGACAUCGGCACGGGCUACUUUGUCGAAAAGAACACCAAGGAGGCCAAGACGCUGUACAACUCCAAGGUGCUCGCCCUCAAGUCCAACUUGGCGACGCUGCAGGGCCAGAUCGAGAAGAAGCAGGACAACUUUCAGGCGUGCACAGAGAUGAUGAGGAUGAAGAUGGCGCAGCAGCAGCAGCAGCAGGCGGCGGCAGCGGGCGGGUCCAAGGGCGAGUAGCUCCUUCUUUUGCAAAGUCCUCGUGUAAUGCUCCUUGCC
Messenger RNA from Rhodotorula graminis WP1, 672 nucleotides. RefSeq lists its product as uncharacterized. Gene Ontology annotation, biological process: regulation of DNA-templated transcription; protein folding. Gene Ontology annotation, cellular component: cytoplasm; prefoldin complex. The record is from RefSeq and is a predicted model, not a curated record. NCBI's taxonomy places the organism in Eukaryota, Fungi, Basidiomycota, Microbotryomycetes, Sporidiobolales, Sporidiobolaceae. The transcript has 5 exons. Bases 154 to 633 code for a protein of 159 amino acids.